CGGAUGACAAGCGAAAAUCGAAAUCCACCAGGAAACGAUAAAAUAAGACAUACGUUGUAAAAAAUAUAGAGAUGGAAAAGGAAAAUGUAAAAGUACUAAAGUUUUACAGUUGUUGCUGACGUGUAAAGGAAGAGAUUGAGCUGACAUCCUUUUAAAGGACUUUGCAAUGUCUGAAGGUACACAGUUACAGCCUGAGACUAUUCUGCAUGUUUCCACAGAGACGGAGUCUCGGGUGUGGUCGCAAGGGGGGAUAACUGAUGACCGGGAGGACAGCCUGGAACAGGAACCAGCAGAUAUUGGAAUGUGUAUACUGCAGCAUGGUACCUCUACACGAAAUAUCCACAAUUACUUUAUGAGCUUAGAACAAAGGAAAUGUUGUCUUCUGCUGGCAGCUUGUAAACAGAGAUUCUUCAGUGUUAGACUGGUGAGAAAUGAUGGAAGAGACAGUGGUAUAGAGGAAGGGGCUAUGAUGAAGUCUAGUGUUGGAAAUGUUGAUACAGUAGUAUGUCUUGAUGCAGAGGAGUUUCAGGUCUUCCAACAGACUUUGAAAUGUGCUGCUUUCCCAGUUUUAGGGGCACCAGAUCCCCCUUCUGAAGCCACACCUAUUCCAUCUGGGACACAGAUUUCACCUUACCCCAAAAGAAAAGUGUCUGCAGGUAUGUUGCAGUAUGAUCGUACUAUGACACCUCUCUCCCUGCAUGACAGUGGGGUGGAGGAACAAGAGGAUACAGCUAUGGUUCCAGCAGAAACGUUGUGUGAACUUUUACGGCGUGCAUUCAGACUCACACAAGAAAAAUUCAAUCAGUAUGAAGAAAUCAUAGCUGCACAGCUUGAAAGAAAAUCUCCACAGAAAGUUUUAGCAGAAGAACUUGUUAGGCAAUUGAUCGCCCUGGAAAACAACGAGAACCCGUACUAUAACCCUAAAACAUACCUGAAUCGGAUUGGUUAUGACCAGUGGCAACAAAGGGAGAGAACAAAUAUUACAGACCUGCUCAACAAGUUCUGGCAUUUUUCUCUGCCACAAUUGUCAGACAGGUCCAUUAAGAUGAAAUCAAUGCACAAACAGUACCAGAAACUCCUGGAGAGGUUGAUCAGCUACGAGUCUCCAUACAGACAACAGAAUGAAUUGAUUGCCCCCCCCCCUACAUCUCCAUUGUCCAGUGCAUCUGUCCGUCUGCUGAAAGAAUUUAGUUUGAGAUUUUGGAGUAGUGAGUAUAUAUAUUAG
Mercenaria mercenaria is the source of this 1225-nucleotide messenger RNA. RefSeq lists its product as uncharacterized. NCBI's taxonomy places the organism in Eukaryota, Metazoa, Mollusca, Bivalvia, Venerida, Veneridae. The transcript is spliced from 9 exons. The record is from RefSeq and is a predicted model, not a curated record. Bases 167 to 1225 code for a protein of 352 amino acids.